CCUCUAUGUUAAGUUCUGAAAUAUCAAUAAAGUGACUUGGGAUUUUAGGAAAGCAUACGCAUCAGUGUCAUGAAGAUUGUGAAAUUAACUGCUUUUUAUCAUUGAGAUUGUUGAACGUAGAGAAAAUUGGUUAUAAAAAUUAGUAUUGUCUUCAUUCUCAUUUCUUGUAUUUCAAAUAUUGAAGAUGUACGUGUAUUUUAUUGAGGUGAACAAUACCAAUACUGCUGGCGGACAUAGAUUUAUAUUUAUAAGGACAAACUUGAUUUUUUAGAAAAAUUAGCAAUAUUCAAUGUCUUUAUCAACAGUUGACCUUGCUGCAAUAUUGGAAUGCAAGAUAUGCUUAGAAACAUAUAACAAUCCAAAACACUUACAUUGUGGACAUACGUAUUGCCAAGAUUGUUUAGAUAGCAUUUUGGUGUUCAAAGAAGACGGAAGUGCUGAGCUGCCCUGUCCAUUAAGAUGUCCUAAAAUGACAAAAUUGAGUAAAGACGAGACGUUAAUGACUGUAUACUCAUUUGUUGAUAUUUUGAAUAAGCUUUUCAGAAAAGUAAAGACAACAACAACAAACAUGAGUGCUGACAAAACAAGUGGUUUUCAAUUACAACAAAAAUGUAAUCGUUGAACCGACGACGUCGAAAACGAGAUGAAGGCUGCGCUGGAACGUCUUUCCAAGCUUGUAUUUAUGGAGCAGUUUUAAAGUGACAUGCUUAUACUAUGUUGUGUUUCCAAAACACUCAAUACGACACGUAACGACACGUAACAUCGCACGUAUCAUGACAUUUACUGUAAAAAUCAAGUGAUUCAGUACACGUUACACACGUAACAUCAAGUAUUUUAAGAAAAUAUAAGAAUAUACUUUUUCUUAAAAUAUGUGAUGUUACGUGUGUUAUGUGUACCGAAAUCCUUUGAAUUUCACUGUAAAUGUCAUAUUAUACUUCCUAGUAAGUGAGAUAAUACUAUUCUGUACGAAUAUCCCAUAAAGAAGCUUGUUCUUGCUAGCUACAAUUGUCCAUAAAAUAUGUUAACUCUGAAGAUUUUAGUCCAAACACAAGGACCAAAAAGUUUAAAUCAGAAAAAUCAAAAUAGCUGGCUACAUAUUCUACAGAUAGUAUUUCCAGUCCCCACUUAUGACAAAUGUUUAUAUGCAGGUUGAUGUUAUCAUGUGUAAUCAGUUACGCUGCUCAGCGACAAAGGCCACUUGUCAACAUUGAAUGAUACCGAAAUGGAGUGAAAAGGCAUGCGCUUCCGGCCGAUUGUAGUUAUAUCGUAUGCACGUCUGAAAGGACCUACAGUAGUACAUAUUGCCAUGUUUUGAACAUUCGUUUUGUGUGUCCAAUCAGGACAACUUUCAGAAAAACGAAAAAAUUUUGAGCAAAAUGGCAUUUUUACUAUACCAGGAAAUAAUACACCGAUGUAUUAAAAAUUACCCCGAUAAUAAAAAAACUUUGGUUUUUUGAACUUGA
Molecule: messenger RNA, 1463 nt
Organism: Hydractinia symbiolongicarpus
Lineage: Eukaryota; Metazoa; Cnidaria; Hydrozoa; Anthoathecata; Hydractiniidae
Product: E3 ubiquitin-protein ligase RNF186-like
Exons: 2
Coding region: 290-622 (110 amino acids)
Biological process (GO): protein ubiquitination
Molecular function (GO): ubiquitin protein ligase activity
Source: RefSeq, a predicted model, not a curated record